UACUCUGAUGAGAGCAGUGAAACUUUCCCCAGCCUCCACUCCCUUCCGGACUCCUUGCCUUGCAAAAGUGUGCGCAGACCCGGCAGACCGCUGUGGAGAGGUUCAGGAUUUGGGGGGGUUUGUUUUUAACAAUCUAACGAAGAAAAGGUUUUGUUUGUUUUUUCAAAUCUUGGCUGAUCGCUCUACUAAACCCAAGUAGGACUAUAGUGCAAGUUUCCCUUCACUAACGAACUUUUACUCAUUUGGAUUAAUCAGCUAGAUUAUGGAAAAGCUUGUGAGAGAGCGCCUUUCCUUAGCGCGCGGGAUACGCACGGUCCUUCUGGCACUUGUACUUUGCGCGCAGGCUUGUUUUGGCUUUUCGGUCGCUGGACAGCAGGAGAGCACCUGCGAGGCCAAUGGCAGCAUUUACUACAUGGGAGAAUGGUAUUUCCUGGACUCUGAUCACUGCACUCAAUGUGAGUGCACCGCUGAGGGCUCCGUGUGUGCCCGCACUGAAUGCACCUCUCUCCCAGCUGCAUGUAUCCACGUUAGCCACUACCCCACCGACUGCUGCCCCAGGUGUGAAAAAAUUGGGUGCGAGUAUCGAGGGGUGGUGUACGAGCUAGGACAGAACUUCCAGCCAUCAGAAUGUGAGCAGUGCACUUGUGACAGUGAUGGCAUUGCCCGCUGUCUUGUGGCAGAUUGUGCGCCUCCACCAUGUGUCAACCCUGUCUAUCAGCCUGGGAAGUGCUGCCCUGAAUGCAAGGAGGGUCCUAACUGCUAUGUUGAUGGAUCACGCAGUAAAGUGAUUCCUGCAGGAGAGCCCAUCUGGGUUGACUCCUGCACCAAGUGUCGUUGUCACGACGGCCAAGAUGCUGGUUACUGGGAGGGAAACCGCCUCGCCACCUGUUCCCGCCUCAGAAACUGUAAACCUCACCAGCCGCCCACCCAGCAAAACUGAUUCUCUGUCAGUAGGUAGACUGUCAGAGGUCUACAUUUCUUAAAAUACAUGUUGUUUAAAGAAGCAGUAUGUUAAUGUACUGUACAGUACUGUGCAAAUGUCUUAAGCCA
Molecule: messenger RNA, 1050 nt
Organism: Pundamilia nyererei
Lineage: Eukaryota; Metazoa; Chordata; Actinopteri; Cichliformes; Cichlidae
Product: von Willebrand factor C domain-containing protein 2-like
Exons: 3
Coding region: 263-940 (225 amino acids)
Biological process (GO): negative regulation of BMP signaling pathway
Cellular component (GO): AMPA glutamate receptor complex
Molecular function (GO): protein binding
Source: RefSeq, a predicted model, not a curated record